CUUUUCACACGGAUAAGAUAUAACUACAUAUAUACGUAUAUAAAUAUACACAUUCAUACAUAUAUAUAUAUGCGUGUCUUUAACUACAUGGAAACUUUGAGACGAUCGAUGCGAUUUAUUUAAGUUACCAAUUUCCGCAAUGGGAAAACAUAACGAAACCAAUUUCGAAUAUUUCUGCGGAGGAACUCCCAUAUGGAACACAUCUUUGACAUGGGGUGAAACCAAAUGGCCAGAACUCACACAGUGUUUUCAAGACACCCUACUAAUCUGGGUGCCAUGUGGCUUCCUUCUGCUCACCACACCAUUUUAUUUGUACUACCUACUCAGGCAAAAAGACAGAACUUUAUCUCGUCCGCUCACCACACUCAGCGUAGUAAAACUGAUUGGAUCCCUGCUCCUCAGUGUCCUAACAUUUAUCGACCUUACAAGUCGGGUUUAUAAAGGAGACCAACAUGCAGCCGUUAUAUACUUCUCGCUGGUGCUGCUGGGGGUGUCAUACGGUGUUGUGGCGCUAUUGACCGAAAUUGAGCGCCGAAGAGGAAUGCUUUCGUCUGUGAUUCUCUUUAUUUUCUGGUUCAUGCAGUUGGUAGUCAACAUCAUUCCAUUCUAUUCCAAGAUUGAGCUUAAGGAAUACGAGGAAAAUGCUGAACACAAGAAUGGAAACAAAAUGGACUUUGUCCUGUUCUAUAUGACGUAUGCCAUCAUCAUUGUUCAGUUUAUCCUCUACUGCUUCGCUGAAACCCAUUUGAUCAGGAAUCACAGAAAAGUGGAAAAUAUCACUGAUAACCCUGAGUAUUAUGCUGCUUUCAUAUCACGUCUUACAUUCGGUUGGCUCAACAAACUCAUCAAAAGUGCACACGACAAACCCCUCCAGGAAGACGAAAUGUUUGAACUGAAUCCCAGUGACCAAGCUGAUGUGGUUCUGCCAAAAUUUAGAAAGAAUUGGUUGAAGGAGAAACAGAGAUGUGAUAAACUAAAUGCCAAACGCAAGGUAAACGAAGACGCCCAAAGGCAGGUGUAUUCCAACCCAAAGAUGACCAGUUUUGAUGAAGAAGUAAAUGAAACAUCAGCUCUGUUGGGUAACAAAACGUCAGAACCUGAGGAUAAGAAAAAGAAGAAAGACAACCAAGCGAAGCCUUCGUUACUGCGUGCUCUUUUCAAGUCCUUUGGCUGGACGUUGUUUAAAUCACAUUGCUGUAAAAUCUGUUAUGACUUACUUCAGUUUGUUAAUCCACUUAUGUUAAGGUACCUCAUUGAAUUCAUCGAGUCGGGUAACGCAAGUGCUUGGAAAGGGUACACCAUGGCCGUUGGGAUGUUGUUUGUGUCCAUGUUUGUGACCUUUUUCUCUCAUCAGAACUAUCACAUCGGAAUGCGGACUGGCAUCAGAGUUCAAAAGGCCAUCAUAGCUGCCAUCUACGAAAAGUCUUUGACAAUUAAACCUGAAGAGAAGAAGGACUACACGACAGGUGAAAUAGUCAACUUUAUGGCAGUAGACAGUAUGACCUUGAACAAUGCCACGCCUUACCUUUGGAUUAUUUGGUCAGCACCAUUACAGAUAGUCAUUGCUCUUAUUUUGCUCUACAAUACUCUGAAUUCUUCAAUAUUUGCUGGCGUCGUCAUUAUUAUACUGACGAUACCAAUAAAUGCCAUUGUUGGAGCCAAACUUACAAAACUCAGGAAUCAGCAGAUGAUAAUAAAAGAUAAAAGAAUUAAAUUAAUUAACGAGAUACUUAAUGGAAUCAAGGUGCUUAAGCUUUAUGCCUGGGAACCGUCGUUUAAGGAGAAGAUUAAUGAUAUCCGUAACCAAGAAAUGAAUAUUUUGCGGUCGAGUUCUUACUUACAAGCAUUUUCAAUGUUUACUUGGACAACCAUUCCUUACUUGGUAACAAUUGCCACUUUUGUUACAUACAUCUUGACGGAUCGAGACCAAAUUCUUGAUGCGCAGAAGGCCUUUGUAUCGUUAACACUGUUCAAUAUAAUUCGAUCUCCUAUCAACCUUCUUCCUUUGAUUGUUGUAUACCUGACACAGUGCUGGGUGUCUGUGAAACGUAUCAAUGAUUUCUUAAAUGCUGAAGAUCUCGAUCCUGACAAUGUCAUCUACGACUCCAAAAUAAAUUCUGCCAUUUCUAUACAACAAGGAACCUUCUCUUGGGAAAAAGGCAGUAACAAUGUCUUAGAAGACAUAACCUUAGAGAUACCCAAGGGUAGCCUCACUGCCAUUGUUGGUCCUGUCGGCUGUGGCAAGAGCUCUUUGAUGUCCACCAUUAUUGGAGAAUUAAACAAGAAAGGAACCGUCCAAGUGAACGGAUCAAUAGCUUUUGUGCCCCAAGCUGCCUGGAUACAGAAUAACACUGUGAAAAACAACAUUCUCUUCGAGAAGCCCCUUUCUGACAAAUACGACACAAUUGUGGAUGCAUGUGCUCUGCGUUCAGAUUUUGAUAUUCUUCCAGCAGGUGAUCAAACAGAAAUUGGAGAAAAGGGUAUCAACCUCAGCGGAGGACAGAAACAAAGAGUUUCCUUGGCUCGUGCCGUGUACAAUGAUGCAGAUAUCUACCUCUUGGAUGAUCCGCUCAGUGCAGUCGACGCCCACGUUGGCAAACAUAUCUUCGAGGAAGUUGUCGGCCAUCAAGGACUUUUGAAAGAUAAGACGCGUGUGUUGGUGACCCAUGGUGUACAGUGGUUACCCAAGGUGGACAACAUCAUCAUCAUUGUCGAUGGCAGGAUCUCUGAGAGGGGUUCGUACCAAGAAUUACUAGACCAUGACGGUGCAUUCGCACAAUUCCUGAAGACUUAUUUGCUGCAAGGAGCUGAGAGUGAAAGCGAAGAUGAAGACGAAGAAACACGAGAUAUCAAAAGAGAAAUGUUAAGUCGUUUAGAUUCCACUGUGUCUGAGAAUGUAGAAACAUCAGGUGAUGAAAGUAACUUAUCUACCUUGAUUGAAUCCAGGAAACUGAAGUCCUCCUUAUCAAUGGAGGCCCCAACAAGGGUCAGAAGACAAUCGAGUAUCAUGAAGGACGAUGUCCAGCUUGAAAAGUCUGGGAAACGGCCAUCCCAGACACCACCUGUCCAGAGCAAACUUAUCGAAGAAGAAAAACUUGAAGUUGGUGAUGUGAAAUUCUCCGUGUAUUAUAAUUACUUGAAAGCUAUGGGCUUGAAACUGAGCUUCUGCAUGCUGAUCACCUGUGCAUUGUACCAGUUCUCUGCAGUCUACCCAUCAUUUAUCAUCAGUAGCUGGACAACGGAAGUGGCAACGAUCACCAACGACAGUGAAGCCCUGAAACACAGUGAAAAUGUAUUCCUUGAAAAAUAUGGUGGCUUCUGUAUAUUACAGAGUCUGUUUAUAUUCAUUUUUACGAUGUUGGCCGCUUACCUCAUGGUGAGAGCUGCAAAUGUCAUGCAUGCAAAAAUGCUAUACAGCAUUCUUCGAGCACCAAUGUCAUUCUUCGACACCACACCACUUGGCCGUAUUGUCAACCGCUUCUCCAAAGACACGGACGUCAUGGACAACCUGUUGCCAUCUCUCAUCCGUACCGUUAUCCUGAUGUUUGCCAGCGUUAUUAGUAUUUUAAUAGCCAUUAGUAUCAGCAUACCAAUUUUCUUGGCUGUAGCUGUGCCUCUUAUUGGUGUUUAUGUUUUCAUACAGAAUUACUACAUCCCCACCACGAGACAGCUGAAACGCAUUGAGUCAACUACACGGUCCCUGAUCUACAACCACUUCAGUGAAACCCUCACAGGAACUUCAUGCAUAAGAGCUUUCAAUGUUGUCAGGCGCUUUGGAAAGGAAUCCAGCAACCGUGUGGAUCACUCGCAGACAUUCCAGUUUGCUGGCUUAGCUUCAAAUCGAUGGCUUGGGGUUCGACUGGAGACCAUCGGAAACCUGAUGGUGUUUGCUGCAGCCAUGUUCAGCGUUGGUGGCAGAGACAACGUAACUGGUGGAGAUGUUGGUCUAUCGAUUAGUUAUGCCUUGCAGAUAGUGACAGCCCUGAGCAUGAUGGUAUCACAGUGGUGUAAUUUGCAGUCCAAUAUUGUUGCGAUUGAAAGGAUCCGAGAAUAUUCCCAUGUUGACUCCGAAGCUGAUUGGGACAAAGGUGCGGAGGUUGACUCAAGUUGGCCCAAGACUGGAACCAUAGAAUUCAACAAUUACAAGACACGCUACCGACCUGGACUUGAUCUUGUACUGCGUGGCAUCACCUGUAAGAUAAACAGCGGAGAAAAGAUUGGCAUUGUGGGUCGUACGGGCGCCGGAAAGUCUUCCCUGUCUCUCUCCUUGUUCCGCAUCAUCGAAGCCAGUGCCGGCAGCAUCCUCAUCGAUGGCCAGUGCAUUGCCGACUUGGCCUUGCAUGACCUUCGCAAGAACUUGACCAUUUUGCCUCAGGAUCCUGUUCUUUUCUUUGGACCAAUCCGUCUGAAUCUGGAUCCAUUUGACCAACACACCGAUGCUCAGCUCUGGACAGCUCUUGAGCAAGCCAAUAUGAAGACGUUUGUAGCAGGUCUUGACGAUGGUCUACAGCAUCAGUGUGACGAAGGAGGAAGUAAUUUAAGUAUCGGGCAGAGGCAGCUGAUAUGCCUUGCCAGGACAUUGUUGCACAAGACAAAAGUCUUGAUUUUGGAUGAGGCCACAGCAGCCAUUGACAUGGAAACAGAUGAGCUCAUCCAGCAGAUUAUUAGGUCAGAGUUUGAUGACUGUACCAUCCUCACCAUCGCCCAUAGGAUUAACACCAUCAUGGAUUAUGACAGAAUCAUGGUUUUGGAUACAGGAUCUAUCAAAGAAUUUGCAUCGCCACAGAAAUUGCUGAAGAAUGAAAAAUCCAUGUUCUAUGGUCUGGCAAAAGACGCAGGAAUUGUAUCAUGAACAAAUCUCCCUCAUAACAAACUCUGCCCUGCCCUCACCAAACAUCUCUCUCACUUCUCAUCACUCAGGAGAGCCAUUACACAUUCUUUUACUUACAUUGCUGUUGAGAUUCCACUGUUUUGAUCUCUCUUUCCUUUGAUAUGCGCUGUGUCCGGUUCCACUUCAUUUUCGCGUUAUGUAACACAUAACAUUACUUUGUUCUCUCAUCUUGGAUUUGUUCUUGAGAUACAGAGAAAGAAAGAAAGGAAGACAGAGAGAGAAAGUGAGAUAGAGAGAGAGAGAAAGACAGAGAGACUGCGGCUGCUCCUAAACAUUCAUUUAACUUCUGAUGUUAAGCAGUAGCUGUAAAUAUCUUUCUGCCUCAAUCAUUUUUUUUAUGUUAAAAAAUUAUGUGUGCGGUGUGCGUGUGGGUAUGCAUAUAUAUAUAUUUUAAUUGGAUUUUAUGAAA
Octopus sinensis (East Asian common octopus) is the source of this 5300-nucleotide messenger RNA. Its product is annotated as multidrug resistance-associated protein 1-like. The record is from RefSeq and is a predicted model, not a curated record. Gene Ontology annotation, molecular function: ATP binding; ATP hydrolysis activity; ABC-type transporter activity. Gene Ontology annotation, biological process: transmembrane transport. NCBI's taxonomy places the organism in Eukaryota, Metazoa, Mollusca, Cephalopoda, Octopoda, Octopodidae. Gene Ontology annotation, cellular component: membrane.